AUGUCAUUCGAUCGCUUGAACACCCUGGAGUCCCAGACUACCCCUCUCCGCCGUUCCGAUGAUCCCCAGUACCGUGAUGAUCCCGAAUUCCACCGUCUUACGGAGACCCUCUCCAAUCAGUUGUUCAACUUGACAUCGAAUAUCUCUCGCUUGUCGAACCAGAUCGCUCUCCUAGGGACAAAACGAGAUACAGAUCGCGUGCGCGAACGGGUACAUGAUCUGCUGGAGGAGACCCGCUCGGGAUUCAAAGAUGUGGGAGAUGGUAUGAAGAAAGUAACGGCAUGGGAAGAUGUUAAUCCCGCACAAAAAUGGACCCAGCAGAAGUUGUCCGCUGAGUUCAAGAGUACCCUGGAGGAAUUCCAGACCGUCCAACGUCGUGCUCUGGAGAAACAGCGAGCAUCCGCCGUUGCUGCUCGUACAGCCAUGGAUGAAGGCGAACUCCCCCCAGCAGACUCAGAGGCUCAACAGCAGCUACAGCAACAACAGUUGGAACAGCAACCCCGCCUUGCGAACCAAAACGAAGUGGACUUCCAGGAAACCUUGAUCAUUGAGCGCGAGUCGGAGAUCCGCAACAUCGAGCAAAGCGUUGGAGAACUUAACGAACUUUUCCGGGAUGUCGCGCAUAUCGUUAAUGAGCAAGGUAGUCAGCUGGACAUUAUUGGUGAGAACGUUCAGAAUGUCGGGUCCAAUACCCAGGGCGCGAAUUCCGAGCUUCGAAGCGCCAGCCGGUAUCAAAAGAACGCGCGGAACAAGGCAUGCUGUCUGCUCGUAAUUCUUGCCGUUAUCCUGGUUAUCAUUGUCUUAGCGGCAACCCUUGGAUAA
Aspergillus ruber CBS 135680 is the source of this 822-nucleotide messenger RNA. Its product is annotated as SNAP receptor PEP12. The record is from RefSeq and is a predicted model, not a curated record. Bases 1 to 822 code for a protein of 273 amino acids. Gene Ontology annotation, biological process: vesicle fusion; Golgi to vacuole transport; intracellular protein transport. Lineage: Eukaryota; Fungi; Ascomycota; Eurotiomycetes; Eurotiales; Aspergillaceae. The transcript has 2 exons. Gene Ontology annotation, cellular component: membrane; SNARE complex; endomembrane system. Gene Ontology annotation, molecular function: SNAP receptor activity; SNARE binding.